Molecule: messenger RNA, 3993 nt
Organism: Monosiga brevicollis MX1
Lineage: Eukaryota; Choanoflagellata; Craspedida; Salpingoecidae
Exons: 29
Coding region: 1-3954 (1317 amino acids)
Biological process (GO): protein phosphorylation; intracellular signal transduction; negative regulation of glycogen biosynthetic process
Cellular component (GO): cytosol; cytoplasm; nucleus
Molecular function (GO): ATP binding; protein serine/threonine kinase activity
Source: RefSeq, a predicted model, not a curated record
AUGACCACAUCCCCGGCCUCAACACCAUGUCCACCGACCAACAUCAACACGGCCAGCCCCACAGCCAACACCCCGACCACCCCUGCACGUCGCACCGCCAUCAUCAUCCAAGGUCACACAGAGAGAGAGAGAAAGAAAGAGACAAUCAGUUGCUUCCUCUCUCAAUCUCUCUCAAACUCUCUCUCAAACUUUCUCUCAAACUCUCUCUCAAACUUUCUCUCUCUCUCUCUCUCUCUCUCUCUCUCUCUCUCUCUCUCUCUCUCUCUCUCUCUCUCUCUCUCUCUCUCUCUCUCUCUCUCUCUCUCUCUCUCUCUCUCUCUCUCUCUUACUCUUUCUCUCUCUCUCUCUCUCUCAAACUCUUCUGUCUCUCUCUCUCUCUUUCUCUCUCUCUCUCUCUUUCUCUCUCUCUCAAACUCUUUCUCAAACUUUCUCUCUCUCUCUCAAACUCUCUCUCUCUCAAAACUCUCAAACUCUUUGCUCAAAUUCUCUCUCUCUCUUUUUUCUCGUCUUGUUGAUCUCUGUGCGAUGGCGGAACCAACUACACCGCCACCGCCAGAGGGCAGCGUGGCGUUGUCUCGUUCACAUCCUCAUUCCCCGCAGUAUUCUCGACAUGUUCAUCGCGGCUCCAUGUCAGAGGCCCGACCCUCGACGGCUGGGCGGUUUGUCGCAAACUCACCACAGCCCGGCUUACCUGUUGGCCUUGGGCACCUGGCCCGCUCCCUGAGUGGAUCGCCACGUUCUAGUCCCCGCAUUCACCGGCGCUCUCGACCCAUGCCCUUGAACAUAUACGCCACAUCGCUUGACCUGCGGGCAAUUUCUCCUGGAGAGCCCAUGCUCGCCGACUCGCGUGUCGACAGCGCGGCCAGCCUCCGCAGUUUGCAUGCCACACCCAUGCGGGCUCAACUACGCCGCGUGCGUGGUUGGGAAGCCACCUCUCCCAUGGCAAAGGAAGGCCUGACUUUCAGCCUAGUGACAGGCAGCAGUACUGACCUCGAUGAGGAACCACCUAGCCCUGCACCCCAGCCGACCUCGCUGCGGCGAUCUACAGGUCUGGAAGGCGUACGCGGUGCCAAUUUGCUCUAUGGCGAAGGUCCCGACGCGCUUUCUGUCAGCACCGAGCGCUUUUUGGGUUCGGGCCCCAACGGUAGUUUUCUCCGCAGCGGGGCAGGGCCCCUCUCCAGUUCUUGGCUCUUCCAAUCUGCGCUGGACAUGACCAACCAAGCCUCGGAGGAGGGGCUGGUUCGGCGCCAUCAAAACAAGGUUGUACUCUCCGUUGCUGCCAACGGACGCAUUCUCACUGCCAACAGCAAGGCAACCGUUGUCUUUGGCUGGCAGCCCUCGAAAAUCAUUGGCCAUAGCAUCGACGACUUUGUAGUCCGCGCUGAAGCCAGCUCCGGUGCCAGCCUGCUCGAACAGAUGCUGUCACAGUCCGCUGCCAUAUCCCCCGAGCACAAAAAUGCUGCCAGUGACGUUGUGGUCAUCCUGACGGCCGAUGGUGAGCAGCUGCCAGUCUCUCUGUGGAUCAAAUGCCUCGAGGACGAGCGCGCCGAAGCCCGCUACAUCGCCAUCAUCGAGCCCAUGCUGAGUGCCAUCGCCUACCUGGCCGUCGAUGCCCAAGCCCGGAUAGUAUGGGCUGACGAUGAGUAUUGCCAGUUGCACGAUACGACGUCAGAGGUGCUGCGACAUGAAACUCUUUUUGAUCAGUUUCCCAGCUUAUCCGCGGGGCAAUGGAACGAUGAGAUCCUGCCAGCUGCGGCCCUACGCGCCCCAAACACCCGGCCAGCGUCAGCCGAAGGAGGGCCGACGCCACGCCACGCUAUCAUCGCACGUAGCAGCGAGCACAGUCAAAAGACCCCCACUGGCCCCCAGCGGCGACGCUCCAGCCGCCGCAGCAAGAACAGCACCACUAAGAGUGCCUCCACCCCUGACCCUGAUGCCACGCUUUUGGACGAUGUGGAACAUUACAAAGCAACCUCGCCCUGCCCAGUCCUGCAGCUUCCUUCCUCGGACAACCACCGUGCUGUCAGCGUAUUCUGCACGAGCUUUGGUCUCGAAUCUCACGAGCACCCCGUACCGGUUCAGCUCGAUAUUUUCCGCGCGACCAGCUCUGAGAGGGAGGAGAUUGCUGAGGCCGCUGCUGACUCGGCCGUCAUGGAUCAUGAUAUCUACAUUUUGACGCAGUCAAUCUUUGUCCAGCUCUCAGGUGUUGUGACGAUCCGCGAAGACGGCUCCAUUUUCGGCGCCAACAACACCUUUGUGCGCCUCAAAUUUGGCCAACAGCUGCCAGACAUAGUCGACCAAUCGAUCGAGCUGCUGAUUCCCGACUUUUACCGCGAGUCGGAUGCGCUAAGCGCUACCAUCUCGCCGUUGCAGCACUCGGAUGCCUCCUCGCCCUGUUUUGGUGACCGGUCCUCGCUCGCGUCUUUAUCAUCGCAGCAACAGCUCCGCCGCCAUAUUUUUCAAGGCCAGCACGAUGGUGUGGGCCGCCACCGCGACGGUGCCGAGUUCCCCAUCUCAUACUUGAUCAAGCGCGUGCAGCUGAAAACGGGAAGCUCGCUCUUCGUCGUGAGCAUUACCGUCAUUGAUGCGCCCGUCCUUUUUCAUGGACCGCUUUCUGGCAAUGCCAGUGCUCGGCAGUCCUUCUCCAUGUCGAUGGCAAUGCACCGACACAGCCACACAGCGCUGGACUCGUCGUCCAUGUCUGACUACAAGCCAGUGGCUCAUCGCAGCGCAACCCAAUUGAAUCGUUCCCUCCAAAGCACAGAUGACAAUUCUUUGUUUUUGGAUGGUCGGCUGCUCGAGGAGUAUCAGAUUGGUGAACAACUGGGUUCAGGUGGCUUUGGCUUUGUCUGCCGAGCAAAGUGCCGUGCCGAUGGCAGCUAUGCUGUGGUCAAAUUCAUCGUCAAGGAUAAGGUGCCGGCUGACAAUUGGAUGGAACGCACCUCGGCCGUGCACAUCAUCGUGCCCGAAGAGGGAGAUGCUUUCGACAACGAUGGGCCAGUUCCGGCCGAGAUUGCCAUCCUAUGCCAACUGCAACACCCUAACAUCAUUCACGUCGAUGCAGUCUACGAGAACGACAGCUUUUAUCAGAUGGUCUUUCCGGAAACCUGCCCGGGCUUUGAUCUCAGCGAAUUUAUCGACUCUAAUGGUGGUCUUGAGGAACCGCUGUGCAGCUAUCUCUUUCGACAGCUGGCUGAGGCAGUGGCGUACCUACACGAUCAUGGCAUUUGCCAUCGCGACAUCAAAUGCGAGAAUGUACUGGUGAACUUUGAUUUGCGUGUUCAGCUGAUUGAUUUUGGAAGUGCCACUCAUUUUACGGAAGACACACGAUUCAGCGUGUUUCCGGGCACCAUCGAGUACUGCUGCCCCCGCAUUCUCUGCGGCGAAAACUACUAUGGACCGGAUUUGGACGUUUAUGCACUGGGCUUUACCCUCUACAUGCUUGUCUUCUCUGAGCAGCCUUUCUUCGACGUGGAGGAAAAACUUCAAGGCAUUCUCUUGCCACCUCGCGUCAUCUCAAAGACCUUGCUGAGCUUGCUGCGUCUCAUGCUGAAUCCCGAUCCACACACUCGUGUAACCAUGGCCGAAGUCCGCCAGGACCCGUGGUGUCAAACGGACGUGUCAGAGAAUGUGCUGGCAAUUGCUGAAAGUGAGCAAUGGCAGGCCUCUCGGAUGGAUAUGGAGGCUGAACGGCAUGAGGCGUUUGAAGUGCGCAGCGUCCCGACGUCACCACGUCGUCAAUCCAGCUUGACCAUCUUGUCGGGCAUUGUGUCUCGCCGUGACUCCACUGAGGAUGCCGAAGAGGCAGCGCGCCAGAGCGUGAUCAAAACCUUGAUGGCGUCAGGGGUAGACAUCAAGUCUUUGCAAGGCCACCCAGCUGCUGGCAUGCGUGUGGGCAAGGAUCAGCAUGAGUCCUUCAAGUCCUGUUUUGUUUCCUUUUGCUUCCGCUCGUGAGCUUUUGAAGCGAAGCAUGUGAGUGUAUUCAGAGGGUAA